This is a messenger RNA of Prunus avium (sweet cherry), 917 nucleotides long. Its product is annotated as CDPK-related kinase 6-like. The record is from RefSeq and is a predicted model, not a curated record. NCBI's taxonomy places the organism in Eukaryota, Viridiplantae, Streptophyta, Magnoliopsida, Rosales, Rosaceae.
ACUGUAAGGUUCAUCUCCUCCGUCAGCUACCGUUGUGCUUCUGAUAAACAUCAAACUUCUUCAAUUCCAGAAAUGCGCCUCCUGAAACCUCAAAUUCCAGAAAAAGCAAUCACAUAUAUACCUCAAACGCCAUCUCCACAACCUCAAUUCUCUGUCUUCCUGUUUUACACCUGAGGCAGCCUCCUAUUACUCCUUAAGUCCCAAUUAGAAUGGCUUUGAUGAAAAAUGCUACAGAUGCAAUGAAGGAGUCUCAGAUUUCUGAUCUCAUUGCAUCGCUAAAUGCACUUCAAUACAGAAGAAUGGAUUUUGAAGAGUUAUGUGCCGCUGCAUUAAGUGUUCAUCAGCUCGAGGCACUUGAUCUUUGCGAACAACAUGCUCGAUGUGUGUGUUUGAACUUUUUGAGAGGGAUGGAAACAGAGCAAUUGUCAUUGAAGAACUUGCUUCAGAACUUGGAUUUGGUCCCUCAAUCCCGCUUCAUAUGGUUCUCCAUGACUGGAUUAGGCACACUGAUGGGAACGUGGAUUUGUUGCAUGGUGUGUCCAGCCAGAUGUUUGUGAAAGCACAGUGAAGAUAUAGAGCAUUAUUUGUGUAUGCUUUUUAGCCAAACGAGAUGUGCUACGUGUUGAUAGACAUGGUGCUUGUGCCCAAUGAUUGAAUUUCAAGAUUUGGAGGCAAGAUGGCCAAUUUACAAUCUGCUUUGGCACACAAUGAAUGAGGCUUCCCUGCCAAUUGGUGGAGAGGGGUUUGAGCUUCCCGUACACUGCAGGUGCAAGCUUGGUUACCAGUUUGAAUGCUGUGUUGUUGAUACUGUGAGUGUAAAGCUGUAGUUAGUUUGCCUAAAUGGGUAAUUACAUAUUCUUCAAUUCCUUAGAUGUAUUGUACACGUUGAAUUAACCUCGUCUCCAACAUCUGUCUAG